AUGGGAUUGGAGCUUAAAUUGGACUUUCUGGGGCUGGAUAAUCCUCCUGUGGUCCUACAGGGGCUGGAUAAUCCUCCUGUGGUCCUACAGGGGCUGGAUAAUCCUCCUGUGGUCCUACAGGGGCUGGAUAAUCCUCCUGUGGUCCUACAGGGGCUGGAUAAUCCUCCUGUGGUCCUACAGGGGCUGGAUAAUCCUCCUGUGGUCCUACAGGGCCUGGAUAAUCCUCCUGUGGUCCUACAGGGCCUGGAUAAUCCUCCUGUGGUCCUACAGGGCCUGGAUAAUCCUCCUGUGGUCCUACAGGGCCUGGAUAAUCCUCCUGUGGUCCUACAGGGCCUGGAUAAUCCUCCUGUGGUCCUACAGGGCCUGGAUAAUCCUCCUGUGGUCCUACAGGGCCUGGAUAAUCCUCCUGUGGUCCUACAGGGCCUGGAUAAUCCUCCUGUGGUCCUACAGGGCCUGGAUAAUCCUCCUGUGGUCCUACAGGGCCUGGAUAAUCCUCCUGUGGUCCUACAGGGCCUGGAUAAUCCUCCUGUGGUCCUACAGGGCCUGGAUAAUCCUCCUGUGGUCCUACAGGGCCUGGAUAAUCCUCCUGUGGUCCUACAGGGCCUGGAUAAUCCUCCUGUGGUCCUACAGGGCCUGGAUAAUCCUCCUGUGGUCCUACAGGGCCUGGAUAAUCCUCCUGUGGUCCUACAGGGCCUGGAUAAUCCUCCUGUGGUCCUACAGGGCCUGGAUAAUCCUCCUGUGGUCAUUACAUGCUCUUCCAUCUUGGAGCUGUAG
Messenger RNA from Bufo gargarizans (Asiatic toad), 774 nucleotides. Its product is annotated as repetitive proline-rich cell wall protein 2-like. The record is from RefSeq and is a predicted model, not a curated record. Lineage: Eukaryota; Metazoa; Chordata; Amphibia; Anura; Bufonidae. The transcript is spliced from 2 exons. Bases 1 to 774 code for a protein of 257 amino acids.